Molecule: messenger RNA, 2692 nt
Organism: Chilo suppressalis (striped riceborer)
Lineage: Eukaryota; Metazoa; Arthropoda; Insecta; Lepidoptera; Crambidae
Source: the annotation of a GenBank genome assembly
ACCGAGUCAGUGAGUACAAAAUCGAUUCUUCCUGACUCGAGUACCGGAAUCGAGUCCGGUGUACUCGCAACAAAAUAAAUUGGUAUUCGAGUAAGCGAAUCCAAGGCAGGAAUGGAGUCUGAUUCUGAUUCGAGUCAAGCCCAUUCAAGCCGCUCGGCACAUCGCUAGUCUGUGGUGAACUGGUGAUUGUCGUCCAUCCAUACUUUUGUUGUAGAGAUGUUGAUAUUCGUCAAUUUCAGCAAUUGUGAUUAAAUUUGUUUACGUUUGACUGUUUUAUGCGUGACUAAUUAAAAUGGACGUAGACGACUCUGCGGUUGACCUUAGUGUGAGGUCAUUACCUCCUGAGCUAAGUGAACUCAGAGCUCUUACUGCCAGUGGUCUGACAAUAACCCCAGCACAACCCCCUCCUCAUGGUGCAAGUGGCAGGAGAGUGUUGCGGCCCCGCUCAGAACAGCGCAGUUAUGCAGAGAGCCCUGACAUUGUGCUGUUACCUGCUGCACCUCCGCUUAGGAAACCAUCAGUGCCGACACCUGCCAUUUUUACAGCUAAAGAGCAAACCACCCCAGGCCACAAAUCAACACCAAUCUGGGCAGAUUCUGCCACUGCCAACAAACAGCACAACUCUAACGAUGUAUUGAAAUUAAAAGAGGCUAGCAACCGAUUGAACACGGGAGCGGUGAAUGUGUCUAUAACACCGAGUUCGUUGCCGGCUCCGGAGUCGCCGCGUGACCCGCGCGAUGAAGAGGACUCGGAGGACGACGAGAAUGAACCGCCGCUGCCUAUUAUCGGGCAUAGAGAAUUAUCGAGCGCGGAGAUUUGGGAGCGCGAACGUCGAAUGCGCGCGUUGCGAGAGAAACUACGCGCCGAAGAGACCCGGUUGGUUCUGCUCAGGAAGAUCAGGCAGUCCCAGCAGUCCACCGGCUUGCCGCCCGCCAAGGACACAAGCACAGGCACCGCGCUAGCCGGCAGCGGGUGUGUGGUCCCACCGGGGGUCACCGUGACCCCGGCGCCUCCCCCGGCACACCAACAAGCUAAGCGGUCUAGCACAAGCUCCAGCACGGGGACAAGCGCCGGCGGUUCCGCCGCGUCCAUAGUGCCGGGCGGGUACGCGUCCCGACGGGCCUCCGCUCUACCGGGCGGGGCCACCCUCACGCCCGGCCCCUACCGCUCCCAGUCAUCAACAAGCGGCGGAGCGAGUAUCACGCCGUCAGUUACUAUCACACCGGCGCCCCCGCCCGCUUCUCAACAUGCAACGUCCAAGGCUAGCUCCCGUAGUUCCGAGGACACGCAGACGCCUGCGCAGCGUCAGGCCGCUGCGAAACUGGCGCUAAGGAAACAACUAGAGAAGACGUUAUUGCAGAUACCUCCUCCCAAACCGCCUCCGCCUGAAAUGAACUUCAUCCCUUCGCCGAGCAACACUGACUUCGUUUACUUAGUGGGAUUGGAGCAUGUCGUGGACUACAUCACUAAUGAAGAUCGCAUGCCGCGUUCAUCAGUGCCCGCCGUUUGCGCGCAAUGCGGGUGCGACUUCACACCGGUCUGGCGCUGGGAGCGGCCGCCCGCCCGCAGACAAGACGCUACCUUCACGGCGUCGGCCGCGUCGCGCCGCCUGUGCGAGCUGUGCGUCUCCGGCAACGUGAAGCGGGCGCUCAAGGCGGAACACACGGCCCGCCUCAAGACCGCGUUCGUCCGCGCCCUGCAGCAGGAACAAGAGAUAGAGAGACGCCUGUGCGCGCCCAGCGCCUCCCCCCCGCCCGCCCCCGCGCCGCCGCCCGCGCACCGCCCUCUGCAGAUGUCGGUGUCUCGAGCGAGUCCUCGAGCAACUCCCAGUUCUACACCGGCGCCUCCGCCCGCCGCUAAGCCAGCCCCUCCGCCUGCUAGUCAUCAGCAAAAGUCUCUAGCGCCACAGCAGGCGGACGCGAUGCGAGCGCAUCAUGCGGAGAGGCGCGAAGCCGGCGACGCGGUGCCCGCCAAGAAAGGUAAAGGUUCUUCGUCGAGCAGCACCAGCCAGGGCAGUAGCAGCAAACAGCACCAACAGUUGGCGGCAGCUGCGGCCGCUCAAAUGGCCUUCGAACAACAUAGUGCAGCCGCCAUGCAAGCUCUGCAGCAUCAACUAUUAAGAGGUUUAAACGGUGCCGGCGGCAGCGGUGCGAUGUCUCCCGCAGCAGCCGCGGCAGCCAUGAUGCAGUUCUCUCCCCUCCUCUAUACCUACCAACUGGCCAUGGCGCAAGCCUCCGCCAUAGGUAAGCGAUCCGGCAAAGGUAGUAGCGGCGGCAGCAGCGCAGCGAUGGCAGCGGAAAUGCAGCGAGUGGCAGAAGCACAACGACAGUACUUGCUGGAUAUGAUUCCGGGACAACACGGCCGUAACCCGUGGCCCAAGAACUAAGCCAUCAGGAUCUGCGAAUCGCGGCGUUGCACAGAAACGGACACAAGAAUGUCUACGAUCGAAUGUACUUUAAGCUAGAUAGUUAAUAGAUAGUAAGGAACUUUGAACAUUUUUAUUCAAUAGAUCAAGUUUAGUAAUGCACAAUAUUGUAAUGAAUGAUAUACGUAAAUCGUAUGUAAUUAAUAAGUUAACGAGACAAGUUAGGAUUAAAAGGACGCGUGCGAGAUUAGUAUUUAAGAAUAAUUUGAUCGUUUUGUAUGAGGAUUUUAAAGAUUUAAAAUAAAUGAUACAAUGGUAUGGAUUAAA